This is a messenger RNA of Suillus subalutaceus, 2724 nucleotides long. RefSeq lists its product as uncharacterized. Gene Ontology annotation, molecular function: protein binding. The transcript has 17 exons. The record is from RefSeq and is a predicted model, not a curated record. Gene Ontology annotation, biological process: transcription by RNA polymerase III. Lineage: Eukaryota; Fungi; Basidiomycota; Agaricomycetes; Boletales; Suillaceae. Bases 1 to 2724 code for a protein of 907 amino acids. Gene Ontology annotation, cellular component: transcription factor TFIIIC complex.
AUGCUUCAUCGAGAAUGGGACUUCAAUAUCGCCCAGCAAGACGCCGAAUUUCGUGAUGACCUUCGCGAAGCAUCUGGGAUAGGGAAGAAAAAAGGCAAGAAGCACUCUCGCAACUACUGCUUUGCAUCGUGUUUUCAGCGCGGUCGUCAGCACGGACCCGUGCUCUCCCAUCAAGUACGCGCCCUCAUAGGUGAAGGAAACCAAGCAUAUGUCGAUGGAAACAUCCCAGAUGCGAUACGAAUCAUGCAGGAAGUCAUUCGCAUUGAGCCUCGAGCGUCGUCUGCGUGGUCCGUUAUUGCUCAAUGCUAUGAAGAUUCCAAUGAACCGAAGAAGGCACUUCAACUGCGCAUCAUGGCGGCGCAUCUUCGACAUGAUGCGGAUGAAUGGGAGAGAUUAGCUGCACAAUCAAGAGAUUUGGGCUAUAACCAACAAGCUAUAUAUUGCUACAGCAAGGUAUAUAGUCUUGAUCCGACAAAUGUCGAUGCACUUUGGGACCGUGCUUCCCUGGCAAAGGAGAUAAAUGACCUUCGCACCGCUCGACACUCCCUUCUUGCAAUUUUGAAACGGUUCCCACAUGACAUGACAGUUCUGGCAGAGCUCCGACCAAUACUCAUUGAAGUAUCAGACCUUCCCCUUUGUGCCUCUCUUUACCAGGCUGCCUUGGAGCACUAUCAGACCGUUCAGCCCCUGGGUCCUGCACAGCCCAUUGACCCCUCCCUGACUGACCAACCAUCACCAAACCAAAUAUUCGGUUUCAUCGACCUUUUAGUUCUUGCCGAUCUGUACAACACGAUGGCAGAAUACGACCAUGCAAUCCAAAUCAUAAGGAAAGGCUCCAGAUGGUUGCAAGGCCGCGCAAGCCAACGCUUCUGGGAUGGGUGUGUAGACGAUCGAGAAUACGAUUUACCUCGUGAAGAACGGGGCAAUGUGAAUAUAGAGCGAAGUGGCGAUGUUCAGCCUGGUCACUAUCCUCUUGACAUCAACGCCCGACACCGACUCGCUAUCGCGCGAAUCAAGCUGGGAGAAGUCGAGGAGGGCAAGAUGCACGCGUCUAUUGUUCUCGCGCAAGAUGUUCUCGAUUACGCUGCUCUUUUUGGAGAGAUCGCUGACUCGUAUUUCGAGCGUGAGAUGUAUGCUGAUGCCAGACCAAUAUAUGAGGUUCUUGGCGCAGACCCUGCAACCAGUAGCUUUUACGUACUUAUUCAGGUGGCUGUAUGUCGUAGAAUGCUUGGUGACCUGCAAGAGGCUGCGGAGGUCUAUAAGCAAGUCAUUGAUGCGGAUCAAACCAAUAAUGACGCGAAGAUGAAACUUGCCGAGCUCUACGAAAUCAUGGACGAGCCCCGGAAGGCUCUGGAACUCGUUUACCAAGUCAUCGACUCUCGCAAACGACGGAAUCACCAGCCUGAAGCCACGCCCGCACCCUGGUACUCUAAAACUCCAGCUCCCGGUAAAAGCAGGCUCAGCUUGGCCGAGCUCAAAGCACUCGAAGAGCAACGUGAGCGAGAGGUGAUCUUGGGGUACAAUCGUGUCGAGGAUCUGUGGCCGCGUAUGCUACAUGGAGAUGUGGAGGCGGAGAGGGAGUGGAUGAUUGAGGCUGAGAAACUGGUGGAGAUGUUUAGGGAAACAAGGAAUUUGUUUUUGACGACGAGAGACUAUGACUUUAAGGGCAUGUUCCCAAAGAGAAGAAUACAACGAAGAGACGAUACAGACGAGGAUAGGAUGUUGUCAAGGCUCGAGCUUAAUGAACGUGACAAACAUACUCGUAGAGCCAAAGAUGACGGCCAGGCGUCCGAGAAGUAUGCCUUCGUUCUUACCAAACGGGGAGACUACGAUCAGGCUGAAGAAGUUCUGCGCCAUGUCCUUUUAUCGAACGCCUAUCGAGAUUCCAAUUCACAGAACACGAUUCGAAUAGCGAUCAUCACGUGCGCCGUCUAUGUUGGCAAGUUCUCUGUCGCAGUUGAACAAUGUCGCAAAAUCAUCAACACCCACCAGUUCAACAACGAAGCUUUCCGCCUUCUGCUGGUUUCGUUAGCCAGCGGACACCGACCUACUGAUUCGUUCGUUUCUUCUACUUUGCAGAAACAUGUACUUCGUGAACUCCGACUUCACGAUGCUUCCGUCAAGACUCCAGAACUCAUGAAAUGGAAUGUUGUCGGGCGCAAGUAUAAUCUAUCGUCGUCAGGCAAGGAAGAGCCGUCGAAAGUCGAGGAAGAAGUGGAUGAGGAAGCGGAUAUCCCUGGUCCAAUGGAGAGUAACACGACAGAAAACACAGCGGUCCGGAUGCCUACGAAGAAUAAUCCAAUCAUCGUCACUCUUUAUGUCUAUUUGUUGCAUGCAUACGAUUAUUGCCCUGAAGAUCCUGUUGUCUGCCUGUCUCUAGCCAUCGCUUCUCUUGGUCGGGCUAUGCAGCGGCAGUCUGACAAUCGACACCACAUGAUAGCACAAGGGAUGGCUUUCUUGUCUCAGUAUCGAACGCUCCGGAAAUCAUCCGAUGAUGAGAUGCUUGCAGAGGUGGACUACAAUUUUGGUCGGGCGUUCCAUCAGCUUGGUCUUCACACACACGCUGUCUCGCAUUAUGAGCGUGUUCUUGAGAUUGCUGAAAAGCGGGGAAGCGAGUAUGCGUCCGUCGCAAAAGAGGCCGCAUAUAAUCUUUCUCUCAUCUACGUGACUACUGGUGCCGUACCAUUAGCUGAUGGACUCUACAGACGAUGGUUAUCUAUUUAA